Myotis brandtii (Brandt's bat) is the source of this 6428-nucleotide messenger RNA. RefSeq names its product mitogen-activated protein kinase kinase kinase 19 (gene MAP3K19). The transcript has 14 exons. Bases 35 to 4681 code for a protein of 1548 amino acids. The record is from RefSeq and is a predicted model, not a curated record. Gene Ontology annotation, molecular function: protein kinase activity; protein binding; ATP binding. Lineage: Eukaryota; Metazoa; Chordata; Mammalia; Chiroptera; Vespertilionidae. Gene Ontology annotation, biological process: protein phosphorylation.
UCAGUGCCGUGGUGAAUUAGGAUGAUGUUGACUGAUGUUUGGCUCGAUGUUUCUUCAGCUGUGUACCAACUCCCUCGGCAAAACACACCAUAGGCAAUUAUAUGGAAUGAGCAAGAUGAAUAAAAAUAAACUGAUUCAUGAUUUGCUGGAAGUAGUUUCAAGAGGUGAUGUGGAACUCAUCUGUGACCAUAUUACUAAAGUCCAUUCCAUUCUUGGAAACCUUGACUUUCAGCAUCCAAAGACUGGGAAUACACCUCUCAUUACUGCAGCAGAAGAAAAUCUAACAGAGGUUGUUGAGUUUCUUCUGGAAAAGGGAGCAGAUAUCACCCUUUGCAAUUACGACAAUCGAACCGCGGUCCAUGUGGCUAAUUGUGAUGUCCAAAGACAGCUCUUGGCCACCAAUGGAAUCCAGGCUUCCCAAAUGCAACUUCUACGAAGUUCAUGGCAAGGUGAUCUUGAACAACUUCAGCAACUGUUGGCAUCGGAAGAGUUCCUGGACGUAAAUUUCCCAAACCAGCAUGGCCUGACCCCUCUGAUGCUGGCUGUGAGAGACGUGGACCUGUUUGAGAGUCUUGAGAUGUCAACAGCCUACAGACCCGCGGAGGUUCUGGCUGAGCUCCUCAGGCACCGCGCAGAUCCUAAGCUCUGUGAUUUUAGUGGAAAAUCAGCAAUACAUUAUGUGUCACAAAUAAAGAGUUUUAAGAAACAGCAGUUAUUGGACAUUCUAAUGAAUUCUAUGCCAAAACCAGACGAACAUGCUGAAUCAUUGCUUGACAUUUGUCAUGAUACAAAUUCUUCUCCAACCAAUAUGACAGUUACCCAAAACCAAAAUAUACUCUUGCAAAGCAUCAGCAGCAGUGAGGAGUUUGAUCAAGAUGAUGGCUGCAGUCAUUCCAUAUUGGUUAAAGAAGGAGGAGAUCCGAGUGGUGAUGGACGAGAUUGGCAACCCAGGACAGAAGGUGUCGAGAUUAUUGUUACUUUUCCAAGAGACGUCCAUCAUGCCCAAGAGAUGAGCCAAGAAGAUUUCAAAGAAAGCAAUCAGAUAACCUCAGAGCAUCAAGAAUGGGCACAAGCACCUUCUGUUCCUCUUCCAAAUGAAAUUGAGAUGAUGGACUUCGGAACAAAGAUGCCAACCACACAGCCUUUUCUCCUGGAGACAGAAGAAAGCCCCAAGGAGCUCUGCGAUGAGAACCUGGUCUUGUUACCAAGACCUUGCUUAGAACCCCACAUCUCCAAGUCUGUAGCCAGAGAUGUGCCUCACCCUCUGAGAGGCCAGCAGAGAAAAUCUGAAGAGUUUUCUGCCUCUGAUAUGAAGUACAGUAGCCGAAGAAUUGAGUUCCCUCUGCCACCAUUGUCAUUCUUGCCCAUGAGACCUGGUCUUCUUACUAUCCCCCCAAAUCACAAGUAUCCAAAAGAGAGAAAGAAAAAUCUUGAUUCUUUCGAACCUAAGCUCUCUGAGCCUGUUAGUCGAUCUGAUGAGUUAAGGCCACCAAACAAGCAACUGGAAGCCUCAUUCAAAGUGUUUGUGGAUCAGACUCUCGGGUCCUCCAAUAGCUCUAUUUGGUCCAGAAACAUGUGCUCUUUUUGGAAGACUAACCAUCACAGGCAACACCUGAAGAUGGAGGAGAAUGGGAAAUUGAAGGAAACAGAAGGAUGUGACAAAAUUCCAAUCUCUCACUUUGAAAAAAGGCAGUCUUUGGUAUCCUUUGAGAAUUUGAAGGCAGGCAACUUUCCUGCAGACAGGGAAGUGGAUAUGGACUGGCCUGGCAGUGAAAUGAGAAAAGCAGAAGAGAACUCUCAAUGUCUUUCAUCGGGGAAGAUAGAGGGUUCCGUAGCCAGAAACUAUGAACAAAAUUCAGAUGUUGAAUGUAACAUGCCAAUCAAGUUCCAAAAAGCCCAGCAUUCAGAAACAACUCUAAGCAAGGAUAAAGGGACUAGAAAUGAUAAAGAUGAUUCAAAAAGCGCUUCAGUGCAUAAAGGUGAACUAAUUGAACCAAACCAUAUUUUAGAGGAAUUUACUGUACUUAAAAGUUUGUACAAUGUAAUUCCUGACAGCCCCAUUGAAAGGCUGCUGGAAGAUCAUAACAACAUGGAGAAACAUACAAAAAUAUCAAUAGCAGAGGCAAGCAAAUCAGGAAUGAAUGGGAUAGUGCCUCUUAUCCACAUCACUUUCCCUGGAGAUGAGACUCCCAAGGAACCAGCCAUAGCCAAGCCAAGCCUCCAAAAAAGAAAGGGCGCCCUUCAUAACAACAGCUUCAACAUACGUGCACACCAAGAAAAUGACAGGCGUACGAUGAAAACCCAUAGAAAUAAGUUCGAUCCAAAAACCAAGACCAGUAACAGGACACCUCAGAAUGUCAUGAUUUCCAUUGAUGGUCCCAUGAAGCCUACCAUGCAUAAAACCAGCAUAAAGACUCAAGUUUUCCCUUCUUUGGGGCUUGUUGAGCCCAGACCUCGGCAAUCACCCAAGUUUCAAAGGAGAAUGCCUCAGAUAGAAAAAAAGCAAUCAACUUACUGGGCUCUGAAACCUAAAAAGCAAACAUUUCCUUGCAUCUGUAAAAAUCCAGGAAUAAAAAAGUCUUUAGCUCCUAUCCCUGUUCAACCAAUAGAGCCGAGACUAAAUUACCUAGAUCUUAAGUAUAGUGAUAUGUUCAAAGAAAUCAACUCAACUGCUAAUGGACCUGGAAUCUAUGAAAUGUUUGGGACCCCAGUUUAUUGUCACAUGAGAGAGGCUGAACGGCAUGAAAAUAAAUAUUACCGGGAGAUAUGCUCAGCUCCGUCAGGCAGAUGUAUCAACGGUAAAUGUAGAUCUUCACACGGUGAGAGGAGCGGCAAUAGCAGAACAAGGUUUUCUCAGAAAAGACAACAUGUUAAGCCCCCAAAGGCGUUGCUUGGAAUUAAACACAGGCACAAAAGUUUAAUUUCCAAAGAAAAGGGUUGCAAGGCUGUAGGUAGCAAACUACAAGACACUGAAGAUGGUGGUGGUAUUUCAGAGCCAGAGUGGCAGAUGAAGUCUUUGGGAAAUGACUUUCUGUCUUCCAAAGACGAAAUUCAGCCCAUGAACUUUACUCAGACUCAUGAACAGUCCACUGAACAGAACAAAUUCCUUCCUGUCUCAGAUUUGUCCAUUGUUGAAGAAGUCCCUAUGGAAGAGUCCACCGAUGAAGGAGACAUUUCUAACAAUCAAAUUCUUCCCACAAGCCUCAGGGAUCUGCAUGAACUUGAAGAGCUACAUCACCAGACCCCCUUUUUCCUUUCAGAAUACAGCAGGGCAGGGCCCAGUGAGAAGAGUUUCAACAAACAUGUACCACAAGAAAAGCAGAGCAUAGCAUCUCUUGGUAAAAAUAUUGCCAACCAAAUCUUAACGAAUGAUGUAGAGUUUGACAGUUUGAUAGAUACACCUAAAACACGUACGAAUCUCUCUUUCCAAGACACACAAGGAAGUGCAUCUUCUCAAACAUAUCAACAUUGGGCACAUUCUUUGGAUCAUGAUAGUUUAGCUAGUAAGUCAAUUACACACCAAACAUUUGAAAAAGCUUUAAAUGAUGCAAAUUCAAUUUCCCAAGAAAUCCUCGACUCUAUAAAGAGCCAAGAAUUGACAGAUGAACUAUUAGGUUGUCUAGCUGAAAAACUACUAGCUCUUGAUGAGAAAGAUAACAACGCUUGUCAGAUAGUGGCAGAUGAAACAGAUCCUGAAAACAUAAAUCUCAUCUUCAAUAGGAGAGGAAAUACCAUGCAAGAGUUCGGUGGAGAGACAACCAAUGUCAAAAUACAGAGACAUAGUAAUGGGUUCGGAAUAUAUGACGAGGAGAAAUUUCUCAAUGACAAGAAAAUAUUUUCUGAAAAUAGUUUAAAGUAUGAAGAAGCCAUCCUGUGGACCAAGGGUGAGAUCCUUGGGAAGGGAGCCUACGGCACAGUAUAUUGUGGUCUAACUAGCCAAGGAGAGCUAAUAGCUGUAAAACAGGUGGCUUUGGAUACCUCUGAUAAAUUAUCUACUGAAAGAGAAUACCGGAAACUGCAGGAAGAAGUGGAUUUGCUCAAAGCGCUGAAACAUGUCAACAUUGUGGCCUACUUGGGGACAUGCUUGGAAAAAAACACCGUGAGCAUUUUCAUGGAGUUUGUUCCUGGUGGUUCAAUCUCUAGUAUUAUCAACCGUUUUGGGCCAUUGCCUGAGAUGGUGUUCUGUAAAUACACAGAACAAAUUCUGCAAGGUGUUGCUUAUCUCCACGAGAACUGCGUGGUGCAUCGAGAUAUCAAAGGAAAUAAUGUUAUGCUCAUGCCUACUGGAAUAAUAAAACUGAUCGACUUUGGCUGUGCCAAACGUUUGGCCUGGGCUGGCGUAAAUGGCACUCACAGUGACAUGCUUAAGUCCAUGCAUGGGACUCCCUACUGGAUGGCCCCAGAGGUCAUCAAUGAGUCUGGCUAUGGGAGGAAGUCAGACAUCUGGAGUGUGGGCUGCACUGUGUUUGAGAUGGCCACAGGCAAGCCUCCGCUGGCAUCCAUGGACCGGGUGGCAGCCAUGUUCUACAUUGGCGCACACCGGGGACUGAUGCCACCCUUACCUGAACACUUCUCAGAAAAUGCAGCGGACUUUGUGCGCAUGUGCCUAACCAGGGACCAGCACGAGCGCCCCUCUGCUGUUCAGCUCCUGAAGCACUCCUUCUUGAAGAGAAGUUACUGACUACGCACCAACACUUUCUCUCCAGUUCCAUUACAGAGCCGGUUAUUGCUUCAUUGUGGGAUGAUGUUAAAGGACCUUGGUUUUCCUACUGGAAAGUCAAUCUAACCCAGUUAGAUCCUACAGUGUCGCUACCUGAAAAGUUUGUUACACAGUCUCUCGAAGGUUCGGGCACGAUUACUUAUGUAUAUGAGAAAAUUUUUUUAAAACAAUAACAACCCCGCCGCCCCCACGUAUUCCAGUGUUUACAGUUUUGACUAUCCGGUAACUAUAAUCUCUAUUGCUUAUACAAUAUUUCCUUUUAUUUUUGUCCUAUUUUAAUGUCAUUAGUUUAAAAUAAAUUGUGAAAAAAAAAUUGUACUUAAUUGCUCAGUGGGUGGGUAGACACUUAUUUAAUUUUUACAAAAGAGACUUGAGGAAGGUGAGAGGUUAAAAGUAGAGAGACACUAGGCUGUGUUUAUUUUGGGCUACAAUCUUAACCUUGCAGGUGAUGGGAGCAUCAUGGUUAACAGGAAGAGCUAAAGGCCUUAGUAUUUCACUAUCAGAGGGCCCCAAACUCCUCUGAAGUCUCCAACUACAAGAAGCGGGUUAUACUAAGUGGCCUCAUAAACCUCAGACUGCUUUUCCUAUAACUUACAGUAUGAUUUGAGGUCUUCACUUAUUUGUAGAGUGAAUUAGGUCAUUGCCACAUGUAGAACUAGCCAAACCUAGCCCACGGGUGGGAUAAAGCUAGACUGGGUAAGGGGAGAGGAUCAGCAUGUAUAACUUCCAGGGCACCCUGGUCACUUCACUACAAGAACAUCCCCACUUAGGCCACUCUCCACCUUCACAUCCCAAACACUGAUAAACCUCACCAAAAUGAACAGGGACAAGUGUCAAAAUUAUUACAAGCCCUUGUUUUAAGUUGGUGGACUAAGCCUAUUUGAUAAGGUUUCUAUAGCUGGAUUUUUUUUUUUUAAACUGGCUAUCAUUUCAACAUGUCACAACUACAAACUUGAGGUGCAUUCUAACACCAGUUGUCAGAUUGUUAAAGUUAAGCUGCUGCUUCAGGUUUUGAGAAAUACAUGUGAAAUGAAGUCCAGCUGAGGUAAAACAGGUUUUACUUUGGUCAACAUGCUUACAUGGGUUUCUGUGAGUAUACUUUCCUUCUUUCUCUCCAAUUUGUACAGUUCUUUCUCAUAGUUGAGAGGAAUUUAAGGGAUAUGUUGUCUCUUAUUUUACUUACAAGCAUACCUCAUUUUAUUGAGAUUUGCUCUAUUGUAUUUCACAGAUGUGUUUGGUGUUUUCUUUUUCUUUUUCUUUUUACAAAUUGAAGGCAAGCCCCUCCACCAGCAAAAGGUUUGCAACUUACUUUAUUGCAGUGCUUUGGAACUGAAUCUGUAAUCUGAGUUAUUCCUGUAUUUGUGUAUCUACAUAACAUGAAACAUCAUUUUAUUUAAGUAGGGCUUACAUUUAAAAUUUUUAGUUGGGAUCUUUAGUAUGAUUUAAAAUCUGAGUGGUCUUACCUUAUUUUGGAGCAAUUAUUUACGUUCAAGCCUAUUAAACCUUAUGGGGAAAGGGCAGGGAGUCAGAUGUUUGUACUAUGUAUACAAAUCACAGUAAUGGACACGUGUCUUUGGUAUUAACAAACCUAUCCCUCUUUUAUGGAUAUAGAAUUCUGAAGUGUUGGAAUAUUAAACAGACCCUUCAAAACUUUAAAGUUUCGCCCUAGCUGGUCUGGCUUAGUGGAUAAAGCAUCAGCCUGUGGACU